Carassius auratus (goldfish) is the source of this 3316-nucleotide messenger RNA. RefSeq names its product dihydrolipoyllysine-residue acetyltransferase component of pyruvate dehydrogenase complex, mitochondrial. Lineage: Eukaryota; Metazoa; Chordata; Actinopteri; Cypriniformes; Cyprinidae. Gene Ontology annotation, molecular function: dihydrolipoyllysine-residue acetyltransferase activity. The transcript has 14 exons. The record is from RefSeq and is a predicted model, not a curated record. The coding region runs from base 171 to 2117 and encodes 648 amino acids. Gene Ontology annotation, cellular component: pyruvate dehydrogenase complex. Gene Ontology annotation, biological process: pyruvate decarboxylation to acetyl-CoA.
AACAGGAGGACGAAGCGAAGGAGACUGUCGUAAAGUGGAAUGUUUUUGAGUGAGGAGGUCAUUGGAAAGUGAGGUUGUUUGGUACGUUGUCGGGGGAAUAGCAGAUACUCUGAUACCAGAGUGGCUUUACUCAAAUCCAGCGUCGUUUUACAGGGGUCAUCACGUUCAAAAUGUUGCGUUUAGCGCUGCGAGUGCGUCCAUCUCCCAGAUUCACCCGGCCCAGUGUCCGGACGGGCCCUGCUGCUGCUGCUAGUCCACGAUCCGGACCGCUGUCAUGCCAUCAUCUCAAGCGAUACCACUCCAGCGGCCCGGCCCGGCCCCGGAUCUUGAGUGACGGUCGGCGUGUGUUCAACAGCAUCCUCAUUAACAGAUCAUGGGUCUGGAGAAGCCAGACGGCUAGUUUCAGUCAAAGCAUGCGAGUGUACAGUCUGCCGCCACAUCAGAAAGUGGAACUACCCGCGUUGUCCCCAACUAUGCAGAUGGGCACUAUUGCACGCUGGGAGAAGAAAGAAGGAGACAAAAUCAAUGAGGGAGAUUUGAUUGCUGAGGUUGAAACAGACAAGGCUACUGUUGGAUUUGAAAUGCUGGAGGAGUGCUACCUUGCCAAGAUCUUGGUCCCUCAGGGUACAAGAGAUGUGCCCAUUGGGGGUGUCAUUUGUAUUACAGUUGACAAUCCUGACCUCAUCCCUGCAUUUAAAGACCUUACAUUGGAUAAAAUCGCUAGCUCCGCCUCUGCACCUGCAGCUGCCCCUCCCCCUCCAGCAGCGCCUGCUGCUGCUCCUGCUUCACCACAAGUUCCUGGAAGCUCCCACCCACCUCACAUGAAGGUUCUUCUCCCAGCUCUCUCCCCCACUAUGACUGUGGGCACCGUGCAGCGCUGGGAGAAGAAGGUGGGUGAGAAACUUGGUGAGGGAGACCUGCUGGCUGAAAUCGAGACCGAUAAGGCAACAAUCGGUUUUGAGGUACAGGAGGAGGGUUACCUGGCUAAGAUAUUGAUUGCUGAGGGCACCAGAGACGUUCCCCUUGGCACUCCUCUCUGUAUCAUUGUGGAAAAGGAAACCGAUAUUGGCGCAUUUGCAGACUAUGUAGAGACAGGGGUGGCUACAAGCCCACCUCCCGCACCAACACCGGUGGCCACCCCACCACCAGCUCCAGCAGCUCCCACCCAAGCACCUGCCACUACUCCAGCCGCCCCUGCUGCUCCUAGGAAGGGUAGGGUGUUUGCCAGUCCACUAGCCAAGAAACUGGCAGCCGAGAAGGGAAUUGAUAUCGCCCAAGUCACAGGAACUGGACCAGACGGCGCAGUCACCAAGAAAGAUAUCGACACUUUCGUUCCACCUAAGCCCGCUCCUACACCAGCUGCUGCACCCACACCCACACCCAGCCCUCCAGCCGCCCCUGCUUUUGCUGCUGUACCUACAGGAACCUUCACUGACAUCCCCAUCAGCAACAUCCGCAGAGUGAUUGCCCAGAGGUUGAUGCAAUCGAAGCAGACUAUUCCUCACUAUUAUUUGUCUAUCGAUGUCAACAUGGACCAAGUUGUUGAACUCAGGAAAGAACUCAAUGCUGAGCUGAAAGCGGAUAACCUCAAACUCUCGGUCAAUGACUUCAUCAUCAAGGCCUCGGCUCUGGCCUGUUUAAAAGUGCCAGAGGCCAACUCCUCCUGGAUGGACACAAUCAUCAGACAAAAUCACGUGGUGGAUGUUAGUGUGGCAGUCAGUACACCUGUGGGUCUAAUAACUCCCAUUGUAUUUAAUGCUCAUAUUAAGGGUCUUGCGACUAUCAGCAAAGACGUAGCCUCAUUAGCUGCUAAAGCCCGAGAGGGAAAACUACAACCGCACGAAUUCCAGGGUGGUACCUUCACUAUUUCCAAUCUGGGCAUGUAUGGGAUCAAGCAUUUUUCUGCUAUCAUUAACCCUCCUCAAGCCUGCAUUCUGGCUGUGGGUGGCUCAGAAAAGAGACUUCUGCCUGCAGACAACGAAAAAGGGUUUGAUGUGGCAAGCAUGAUGUCUGUGACUCUGAGCUGUGAUCACCGGGUGGUAGAUGGCGCUGUUGGCGCACAGUGGCUGGCCGAGUUCCGCAAGUUCCUGGAGAAACCAUACACAAUGCUCCUGUGAGCAGGAAGUUUAAAGGCUCCUGGCCCUCCCCCAAAAAACAGUGGACUUUAAGAUUUGGAUAGGUCUCUCUCAUUGCUUGUAUGCUUUCCCUGGGAAUUAUAACAGCUGGUUCUCUCCUCUCUCUUUUUAUUUUUCUUAUCACUCACAUACUCCCUUUCAUAUACUGUAUUUUCAACAGUGCUUCCUAAAUCCUGAAGUAACCUCUCAACCCAAAGUCGUAAGUAAUUGUUAAGGUUGUUUUCUGUAGUUUCAGAAGAUAAUGCAAGGGUUUUCUUCUUCCUUCAGGAUAUUGUUACAAGCACUGUAAGUCUGUGUUUGCCAUUAGAUCAAAGAAUAAUGUCUCAUCAUCUGUACCUAAAAGCUUUGACUUGUUUCCAUGUAUCAUUACACAUUCAUUGGCACAAUAUGAGUAUUCUUUCUGUACAAGAAAAACCGUGAUGAGAUCUGGAGAUGUGUGUGCCAAAUAUUGUCUCAAUACAAUUGAAAUUUAUCGAUGACCCAUUAUUCGGUGCAUAGGUUUAUUUUCUGUAUUGCUUCAUAGUAGUCAUACACAAGUUACAUAAGUGGCGUAUUCAUGAUGGCUGUUCCACUGAGAUUGUGUGAAGAUGCUUCACAUCUUCACAUCUUCACAUCUUGGUAUGUGGGCAGAGUUUUAUAUAGGCAAUUUAAUUUAUUACAUCUCUCGCUCCAGACAAAGCACGUUAGUGCCUUUGCUCCUGUUUAUAGCACCUUGGUAUUUCUUUUAAAAUGGUGGUUAUAUUUUCAAGUCAUUCUUUAAUGAAUAACGCACAAUUCAUGGGGUGAACUGCUGUUAUGAAUAAACCUAUGGAGAAACAAAAGAAAGGUUUUCAAUAUGAAUGAAUAAACAUGUUUGUAUCUUGUAGGGGAAAAAAUGCAGUCGAAAUGCAGUCAAUGCGAUUUGGACAAACUGAGAUUAUUUUUCUUUUUUUCUUGAGGGGAACGAAUAUGACUAAUAUAUCAAUAUUUAAAAUGACAUAAAACAUGAGAGGGAAUAAACAAAAUAGACAUUCAAAUAAGAUAUAUUGCACAUUGAUAUGAUUCUAUAAAGUUUACUUGUGUAAUCUUACUGGUCUACCAUGUCAUGCAAAGUAUCAUUUACAUUUCAGUACAUUUCUAUAAGGGGAGAAUCACUUAAUGUGAAUAUAAUAUAAAAUAAAAUAAAAGAAAGGGUGGCCGUC